Messenger RNA from Equus caballus (horse), 660 nucleotides. Its product is annotated as sperm-associated acrosin inhibitor. The record is from RefSeq and is a predicted model, not a curated record. NCBI's taxonomy places the organism in Eukaryota, Metazoa, Chordata, Mammalia, Perissodactyla, Equidae. Gene Ontology annotation, molecular function: protein binding.
AAGAAGAGGUGAACAAGCUCGGCACGGUCUGUGGAGGUGUCGGCCUCGCUCCCCACGGCCUUCUCUGUUUCAGACUUGACAAAAUGUCUUUCUUCUCAUCAUGGAUGAAAGCUAUUUUCGUGCUUGCCUUGCUAUUUCCUCUGCAUUCUGAAUCUGGUCUUUCCCGGAAGCGAAAACCUAUACCAGCACCACCAGACUGUGAUGUACUUCUAGCAAACCCAGAUUUAUGUGAUGGGCAAUAUUAUCCAAUCUGUGCGACCAAUAAGAAAACUUAUGCCAAUCCAUGCUUUUUCUGCAGUCAAAAAACAGAUUAUGGUCUAAAUUUUGAUUUUGUUCGUUAUGGUGAAUGCUGACUCUGCCAGAGCCACACAUUCCUAUGCCUUUUAUUGAAAUCCUAUUUUGCAGUGGAUUCGCCAAGCAACUAAGGUGUUCUCAAUCAGAGUUUUAAAUUCCCAGAUGACCAGACAAAUCCUACUGUGGUAUACAAGAUUGAAUAUAGGAUUUUGAAGAAUUUUUCUAGUUCUAAGAAGCUGUGAUUGAAAGACUUUUAUCCUCUAUGGUGAAUUAUCAGUGGCAGUUGAAAAACCAUCUUGAUUGUAUUUGAUAAUAUAAAGUUAAACAUAAUUUACAAUCGUGAAAGUUUCAAUCAAUAAAAGUUAA